This is a messenger RNA of Meloidogyne enterolobii, 534 nucleotides long. The record is from the annotation of a GenBank genome assembly. Lineage: Eukaryota; Metazoa; Nematoda; Chromadorea; Rhabditida; Meloidogynidae.
AUGAAUGAUUUGUUUGAAUUAUUUUUUGUGCCAUCCGCUCGUCGGCGUUCUCAUCAUUCUAAAUUACCUCAUAAUAAAAAUGAUUCAUCGACUGAUUUACAACCCUCCCUUGAUUCUUUUCCUUCAAACUUUGUUACUUUAGAAAAACAGCAAGUAGAGGAAGAACAAAGACGUCGUUCAUAUCCACCACCUUCAAAAUACCGUUAUGAAAAACGAAAUUUUGAAGAUGAUAAUUUGAAAGAAAUGCAGGCAGAUUUUGAUAAUCUAAAUAAUAAUACAAAUAAUUCUGAAAAUGAGAAUGUUAAUUUCUCAAUUUCUUCGUUAAAAAAAGAAAAAUCAGCAGCAAAUCAAACACAAUUUUACUUAGAACAACCACCCCCUCCCCCUCCUAUUAAUCUUUUCCAAACACCCAAAUCUUCUUUAAUUUCUUCUUCAACUUGCCUCUCUUCUUUAAAAAAUGAUCAGGGAAAAUGGCAACAACAAAAAGUUUGUUUUUCAAAAAAUAUUUUUGAAAUACUUGAAAAUAAAAAUUAA